AUGAGGAGUGAAGAUGAUGAUCCAUCAUUACUGUUUCCUGAAGAUCUAUUGAUCAAACUGUUUUCAUGGCUACCCGUGAAGCCCCUCCUCAGGUUCAAGUGCCUAAGUAAACGAUGGCUUGAUAUCAUAUCUAGUGAUCCUCAUUUCAUUCACCUGCACUCUCAUCAAUCCAAGUCCAAACCACCUCAUCUCUUUUUCUCAUCCACUCUACCUUCAGAGGUAGAAAUUAACAAAACUAUUCUUCUCCAAUCCUCCACGGACAUGGAAGGGAAUUUGUUAAGCCAAUUCGAGAUUAGUAAGAGGGAUGCUACUAGGCGCCCCCUCAUGUUGCCUACCCGCUUUGAUCUGGUUUGUUUAGUAUGCAAUACUGAAAUCCAUGUUUGCAAUCCAAGUACACAUGAACUCAUAACAUUGCCACCGCUUCUGUUUGCUGAAUGUAAUAGCUUUGGUUUUGGAUAUGUUGAGUCUACGGAUGAGUAUAAAAUAGUUCAUUUGAUUGCUCCUUUCUUUGAUGGAGACUUAGAGGUAUAUGAUCCCAUUCUCCCAACACAAUGUUCAAUAUUCACCUUGGGGAUGGCAGAGGACUCUCCUUCUUCUUAUGCUUCUCCUUGGGCUUGGAAAACUAUUGGAAAUUCCCCCUAUAAUGUCGAGCAUUGUCAAUGUCCGGCUUUCGUGGAUGGAGCUCUUCAUUGGCUGAUCAACCGCAAGCGCCACCCCGAGCUAUUGAUCGAUAUAGAAAAGACAAUCUUGGCAUUCAACUUGGAGAAUGAAGAAUUUAGACUCGUCCCACGUCCCAGUGGGUGUUCUGAUCUUGUAUGUUCAAAUCUCCAAUUGGUGGAGUUGAAAGGGCUACUCUGCCUUUCAUGUGUUGAUGAAGGUGUUCACAUAAUGGACAUAUGGAUGCCGAAAGACUAUUGCAAUGAGACUCGUAUGUUUACAUGGGUAAAAGAGUAUAAUAUUGAUCUGAGUACCUUGGCAGAUACUCCAUACGGUAGCUAUUCUAGAUUUCUAGGUCUUUUGUUCCUUGGUACAUACAUGAUGGCAUUGAUCUGA
Molecule: messenger RNA, 1053 nt
Organism: Telopea speciosissima
Lineage: Eukaryota; Viridiplantae; Streptophyta; Magnoliopsida; Proteales; Proteaceae
Product: F-box protein At3g07870-like
Exons: 1
Coding region: 1-1053 (350 amino acids)
Molecular function (GO): protein binding
Source: RefSeq, a predicted model, not a curated record